AUGGAGGUAACAAUAGAAUUACAAGGCCAAUAUUAAGUUGAGUCAUUUGAAACUAUUUUAAAUGAGAAAUCUACACUUUUAAAUAUUGCAGAAAUCAUUUAAGAGGCUUAGUAUUAUGAAUAGUUUAACUUAAGUGAGUUAUUCUGUUUGGAGGUAAAGGGCUAGAAUAAAUUUAUAAGUGGAAGGUAAACAUCAAUUAAAGCAUGUCUAAUUUAAUAUAAGAUUGACAUAAGAGUGCUAACCUUCUAUAGAGGACUGGAUGGCUAGAAAAAAAUGAAUAAAGGAGUGGUUCUCGAUUAAAAUAUCAGAGUGGAAUCCAAUACCAAUCAAAUCAACCAACAGGUUGCUUCGCCAGAAGAGGACAUUUGGAAAGUUUAGAAAAAUACUUAAUAAGCAGGAGGAGUCAUUAUCGGAGGAGGGAAUAUUUCAGCAUCACAACAUUUAAAGAAUUUGGAGAGGAAUAUUAAUCAGCAAAAUUAAAAAGUCAAUUUUGAUGCUCCAAAUUAAUUAGAAACAGUAUAAUCUUAUUCAAACUAACCUAUAGUGUAAUAAAAUUCAAUCAUAAAUUCUCAACCAAAUUAAAUCGGAUAAGCAUAAGUUAACUUAUAAUAAGGUACAUAUUUUGGAAAGAACUAACAAUAAUUUAAUUAAUAAUAAUCAGCCUAAGCCGUUAAUUAGUUGAAAAUUUAAGAAUAAUAAAUUAGAGAACCAUAAAAUUAAUAUUAACCAUCUAAUAUAUCAAACUAAGGAGGGUAUGAAAUUGGUGGAGAUGUAACAUAAAGUCAAUAUAUAAGAUAAUUACAACAAAAUAGCUAAUCAAAUAUUGAAAGAUAACAUUAAUAACAAAUUGAUCCCUUGCUUACAAUGUAAUCAGCUCAAUCGCAAUAAUCAAGUUCUAUAAAAAUAAAAGAUAUGGUAGAUAUUUAAUAGUCUCAAUAAUCUCAGAAUACAAAUCAAAUAAGCUCAAAGAUUGUUGUAAGAUAAUAAAUUCAAUAAACUUAAUAAGACAAUACACAACCAGUUGAUCAUCUUUUAUAAAGACAAUAGCCGCAAUAAUAAUAAUAAUAUAAUAAUAACCAACCAACUGAUCCUCAUUCUUCAAAUUAAUAGCCACAUUUAACACAAUAAAUUAAUAAUCAGCAAUCUGACCUUUUUUCAAGAUAAUAGGUAUAUUCAACAUAAAAUACAUAAUCAAUGAAUAAUCAAUCAGUCGAUUCUUUUUCUUCAAGAUAAUAGGUAGAAUAAGCAUUAUCAACAUAAUAAAACAGUAAUCAGCAAAUUAAUCCUCUUUUUUAAAGACAAUAGGCUCAAUCACUUUAUUAAAACAACAACCAACCUUCUGAUCAUCUUUUCAUAAGAUAAACACAAUAACAAUAACAAUAACAAUAAUAACUUAAUCAUCAAUAUGUUGAAUCUCAACUUACAAAAUAGUAUACGCAAUAACCUUUAGAAAAUAAUAUCCAACUAGAUGAAUCUCUUUUUUCAAGAAAAACAGUGUAAUAAAUAUCAUAAACAAGUACCUCAAAAGACAAUAAGACUAAUAUAAGUCUAAAUCCUUAAGUACAACCCGAACAAUCAAUUCAGAAAUUAUAUUAAUUUUUAUUACAUAUGAAUCCUUCUCAAGAGAAGAGUUUAAUAGAGUUUUUGUAAGAAAAAUAAAUUUAAUAUAAAUAUACCUAAAACUGA
This is a messenger RNA of Paramecium tetraurelia, 1686 nucleotides long. RefSeq lists its product as uncharacterized. The transcript is spliced from 3 exons. The record is from RefSeq and is a predicted model, not a curated record. Lineage: Eukaryota; Ciliophora; Oligohymenophorea; Peniculida; Parameciidae.